UACUCAUUAUCAAACUCCAACUUUGGUAAAAAACACACACACACAACACACAGUUACACAUAUCCAUGGCAUCAUCCAUAGCUACGGAGCCCGAAAAGAUGGCGGCGGGGCCACCACCAGCAGUGGAGAAAGACAGCUUUCCGGUGGCGGAUGUGGUGCUGAGAUUCUUGGUGUUUGCAUCAGGUUUAGUGGCUGUUUUGGUAAUGGUCACAAGCAAAGAAACACAAGUCGUUGGCCAAAGUCCCAUUCCACCCUUUGGACUCGUUAGACAAUCUGCCAAGUUCAACCAUUCACCAGCUUUCGUAUUCUUUGUAGCAGCACUUUCAGUUGCAGGCUUGUAUGGCCUCAUAACAACCCUCAUCUCUCUCCUGGCUCUACGAAAACCAGGCAUCCAUACAAGACUCAUCUCUCACUUCAUCAUUUUCGACGUCCUAUUGCUCGGAAUCAUGGCUGCAGCAACGGGAGCAGCAGGCGGAGUUGCUUACAUAGGUUUGAAGGGCAACAAGUAUGUCCGGUGGAACAAGAUCUGCAAUCUGUAUGGUGAAUUCUGCAGGCACAUUGGGGGUUCAAUUGCCGUCUCCUUGUUUGGAUCUGUCAUGCUGGCACUGCUCAUCUUGCUGUCGGUCCGCUCUCUGGCCAAGAAAAUCCCAAGACAACAUUAAGUCAGAUAUGAAUCAGAAUCAUGCUUGUUGAUCAUGGAGUCUUCUAUUGUUGUGUGUGCAUAUGUAGAUGUGUUUCUUUCUGUAGUUUGCACAACUAGUAUUCAUUGUCGUGUAUUUGCUUCGUUCGUGCUGUUAAGAUUGCUGUGAGAGACAAUUUCAAUACAAUUUUUUUGUGACAA
This is a messenger RNA of Salvia hispanica, 841 nucleotides long. Its product is annotated as CASP-like protein 1. NCBI's taxonomy places the organism in Eukaryota, Viridiplantae, Streptophyta, Magnoliopsida, Lamiales, Lamiaceae. The record is from RefSeq and is a predicted model, not a curated record.